Molecule: messenger RNA, 3295 nt
Organism: Lonchura striata (white-rumped munia)
Lineage: Eukaryota; Metazoa; Chordata; Aves; Passeriformes; Estrildidae
Source: RefSeq, a predicted model, not a curated record
AUGGCCCGGUGCACCGGGACGGGCAGAACGGGACCGGGCUCGGCCCCGGCGGGGCCGAACCGAGCCGGGCUGGGCCAUGGCCCGGUGCACCGGGACGGGAAGAACGGGACCGGGCUCGGCCCCGGCCGGGCCGUACCCGAGCUGAGCCGUGCCAAGACGACUGGGCAGAGCGUACCCGGCCUGAGCCGUGCCAAGACGACUGGGCAGAGCGUACCCGAGCUGAGCAGUGUCAAGGCGGACCUUGACCCGGCUGGGCAGUGCCGGGCCGCCAAGAACAAGGAAACGGGCGCUUUGGCAGCUGCCAAGGUCAUCGAGACCAAGAGUGAGGACGAGCUGGAGGAUUACAUGGUGGAGAUUGAGAUCCUGGCCACCUGCGACCACCCCCACAUCGUCAAGCUGCUGGGAGCCUUCUACUGGGAUGGCAAACUCUGGAUCAUGAUCGAGUUCUGCCCCGGCGGGGCCGUGGAUGCCACGAUGCUGGAGCUGGACCGGGGCCUGACUGAGCCUCAGAUCCAGGUGAUUUGCCGCCAGAUGUUGGAGGCUCUCCACUACCUGCACAGCAAAAAGAUCAUCCACAGGGACCUGAAGGCUGGCAACGUGCUCCUCACCCAGGAUGGGGACAUCAAGCUGGCUGACUUUGGAGUGUCUGCCAAGAACAUGAAAACCCUGCAGAAGCGAGAUUCCUUCAUUGGGACCCCUUACUGGAUGGCCCCGGAGGUGGUGAUGUGUGAGACCAUGAAGGACACCCCCUACGACUACAAGGCUGACAUCUGGUCCCUGGGGAUCACCCUGAUCGAGAUGGCCCAGAUUGAGCCCCCCCACCACGAGCUGAACCCCAUGAGGGUCCUGCUGAAGAUCGCCAAGUCCGACCCGCCCGCGCUCAGCUGCCCUUCCAAAUGGUCCCUGGAGUUCAGAGAUUUCCUGAAGAAGGCGCUGGACAAGAACCCAGAGACCCGGCCCAGUGCUGCCCAGCUGCUGGAGCAUCCCUUCGUCAGCAAGGUCAGCAGCAACAGGGCCCUGCGGGAGCUGGUGGCCGAGGCCAAGGCUGAGGUGAUGGAGGAGAUCGAGGACAGCCGGGAUGAAGCCGAGGAGGAUGACUCCUCGGAGUCUGCCUCGCCCCCCGGGAAGCACAAGCGGGACUCCUCCGAGGUGAGCCAGCUGAGUUUGGAUGGGGAGAAACCUCCGGAGCCGUCCUUGCCCAAAGCUGUGAACGGCUCCGUGGGGACUGGCAAGGACACCACAGAGGGUCAGAGCCACCAAGUCUCAGAUAAAGGGAUGAGCAGUGACAAGCUGGAGAGCAACCACUCCACAAAACCCAGCUCGGCCUCCUCGGCCACCCCGGACAUCAUCCUGCAGCCAGGACAUUUGGGAAACUCAGCGGAGGGAAACAAGGAGCCCAGGCUGGGCAGGGAGGAGAGGAAGAGCCUUGGAGAGAGGAAGAGCAUUGAGGAGGGGAAGAGUCUUGAGGAGAGGAAGAGCCUUGGGGAGAGGAAGAGCAUUGAGGAGAGGAAGAGCAUUGUGGAGGGGAAGAGUCUUGGAGAGAGGAAGAGUCUUGGAGAAAGGAAGAGCACUGAGGAGAGGAAGAGCAUCGGGGAGAGGAAGAGCACUGAGGAGAGGAAGAGCAUCGGGGAGAGGAAGAGCAUGGUGGAGCGACCAGAGAGUGUUUUCCUGGAGAACUUCAGCGAGGAGAAGCUGGCCAAUGGAAGCCUGGAGCCCCUGGGGCCGUUCCCCCGCUCCAAAAGGGACUCGGAUUCCGGCAGCACCUCGGCCUCCGAGAGCAUGGACCUCACCAUCUCCUUGUCUGCUGACCUGUCCCUCAACAGGGAGAGCGGCUCCAUCUCCCUCAAGGACUCCCAGAUGCACAAGAAGACCCUGAAACGCACCCGCAAGUUCGUGGUGGACGGGGUGGAGGUGAGCGUCACCACCUCCAAGAUCAUCAGCGAGGACGAGAAGAAGGAUGAAGAAAUGAGGUUCCUCAGGCGCCAGGAGCUGCGGGAGCUGCGUCUCCUGCAGAAGGAGGAGCACAGGAACCAGGCCCAGCUGAACAGCAAGCACCAGCUGCAGCAGGAGCAGAUGCUGCGGCGCUUCGAGCAGGAAAUGAUGGCAAAGAAGAAGUUCUUCGACACGGAGCUGGAGAACCUGGAGCGGCAGCAGAAGCAGCAGAUCGAGAGGAUGGAGCAGGAGCACGCCCUGCGGCGGCGCGAGGAGGCCAAGCGCAUCCGCCUGGAGCAGGAGCGCGACCACGGCCGCUUCCUGGAGCACCUCCGGCAGAUGAAGAAGGAGGUCAAGAACGAGGUUGAGAAGCUGCCACGGCAGCAGCGCAAAGGGAACCUGAAGACGAAGAUGGACGACUUCACCCAGAAAAAACAAACCAUGGAACAGGAGUUUUUGGCCAAGCAGAAGGAGGACCUGGAGCAGGCCAUGAAAAACAUCAUAGCCCAGAACAAAAGAGAGAUCUGUGACAAGGAGCGUGAGUGCCUCAACAAGAAGCAGCAGCUGAUGAGAGACCGGGAAGCUUGCAUCUGGGAUCUGGAAGAGCGUCAGCAGCAGGAGAAGCACCAGCUCAUCAAGCAGCAGCUGAAGGACCAAUAUUUCCUCCAGAGACACGAGCUGCUCCGGAAGCAUGAGAAGGAGAGGGAGCAGAUGCAGCGCUACAACCAGCGCAUGCUGGAGCAGCUGAAGGUGCGGCAGCAGCAGGAGAGGGCCCGGCUGCCCAAAAUCCAGCGCAGCGAGGGCAAGACGCGCAUGGCCAUGUACAAGAAGAGCCUCCACAUCCACUCCAGCGGCAGCGCCUCCGAGCAGAGGGAGAAGAUCAAACAGUUUGCUCUGCAGGAGGAGAAGAGGCAGAAAGCAGAGCGGCUGCACCAGCAGCAGAAGCACGAGACACAGAUGAAGGACAUGCAGGCCCAGUGUGAGAGCAACACCAGCGAGCUCCAGCAUCUCCAGAAUGAGAAGUGUCACCUCCUGAUCGAGCACGAAACCCAGAAGCUGAAGUCCCUGGAUGAGAGCCACAACCAGCACAUGAAGGAGUGGCGGGACAAGCUGAGACCACGGAAGAAGGCCCUGGAGGACGAGCUGAACCAGAAGAAGCGUGAGCAGGAGAUGUUCUUCAAGCUGAGCGAGGAGCCCGAUGGACAGGUGCCGGUGUCCCCGACCAAACACGCCAAGUUCGUCCCCUUCAGCUCCUCAGAGAGCUUGUAACACCUGGCAGGCCACCAGCUGGUACUGGCCGUGUCCUCCUGGGCUGCAGCUUGGGGACAACUCGGACUGGGAAGAGCCUCUCGGCAGCCCCUUC